Mya arenaria is the source of this 6396-nucleotide messenger RNA. RefSeq lists its product as uncharacterized. The record is from RefSeq and is a predicted model, not a curated record. The transcript has 2 exons. Lineage: Eukaryota; Metazoa; Mollusca; Bivalvia; Myida; Myidae. Gene Ontology annotation, molecular function: protein binding. Bases 1535 to 2704 code for a protein of 389 amino acids.
AGUGUUUCUACUUGGACUUUGGAUCUGGGUGUGUUAAGAGUUUUGAAGAUGCAUCUCAGAGGUUUUAAGUAUGAAUAUAAAUAAAAAAAUUAUCAUAAUUUAAAUGACAGUGGGUAAAUAUAAGUUCAAACAUUCUAAUAAGUGAAUAAGCAAAGAUGGCAUGAAUUGUAUGAUGUAUGACAUAUUGAAACAAGGGAGGGCCACAUUGUCAGAAAUACGUUAAAGAUUAAAUAAAACAUGUAACACUCGAAUGGAAGCCAAGUAGUCAUUUUGCAGUAAAGUCUGUGGGACAUGAGAUUUUUGGAAAAUGUUCCAUACAAGUAAGGUUGAUAUCUAGGUGCAUUAUCGCCUUCUUUGAGUUUAUAAAGGUCUUCUUUUGUCAUAUAGUAGCUGCAUCAUGGCAUAGUGUGCGUAAUACCCUGGAAUGUAUCAACCAUUUCAUGAAUCCUAGUAUUGUUGUAAACCAUUGACUUGUACCAUGUGUUUUUAAUUGUUAAAAGUCCUGAAUGGUAUGUGCUGAAUCUGUUGAGACAAAAGGAAAUAACUUGUGCUGUGUCUAACCAGCGACCAGUCUUCAUAAAAAGGCAGUGAUUAAGUUUAUAGGUUUUUAGCUAUUUGGGUAACAUUUCUUUGUAAAAACAUUUAAUAUAUCAUUUGUUUAACUAUUCAGCGUCAUCAAAACGGUUCCUUUAAAACAUAGAUUAAGGAGAUUUGAGAAAAUUGAUAUCAUAAUAUUCACAUUUUCUUAAAUGUAAAAUUCAUUCAUAGAUCCUUGUCCAUUGAAAAUUGUAAACCUUUGAUUCUAUAGAAGUAGCCUUUGGUCGCAGUUAAUUAUUUAACAGCUAAGAAAUGAAUGUCAUCUUAAAUGAUGGUCUUUUAAUUCCAAAAACGUUUUAGUGAUCUUUCAGCCAUACUUAACUGCAUGACAUUUAAUUAACCUCUUGACUUUUGAUUUUGUUUUCAUUAAUUAUGAGAUUUGCUAUUGCUAGUCUUACUUAAUUACUCAACUCAAGUGGGUUUGUGAUGUGGAUCUUGCUGGUAUAUUGAAAUACAAUUAGAUAAUUGUUUUAAACUCAAGUGUGUGUGCAGUCUUUGUCUUCCUGGUAUUUUUAAAUACAAUUGGAAAACUGUCAGUUGCGCACAAAUUGCAAUCAUCAGUUGUGCACCAGCAACAGAAAUGGUGGCUCACAAAUUUGUGAAUCAGAAUAAUUGGAGGCUUAAUGUGAAACUGUCAUCACUGUGUUAUGAUUGUAUUGAUUGAUGUAACACAGAUUCAUUUUAAAUUAACAUUUAUUUAACAAUAAUAAGAGGAAAACAUGGCGUCUGGAGGUUCAUCUUUUUACAAGGGAUCUGACCUGAUUCACGACUAUAGUUGCUCUACCUGUGAGCAAAAUGACCUGAACACUGAAGCCCAACACUUUUGUCCGGAGUGUAAACACUAUCUGUGUGACAGUGUGACAAGUUGCAUGGGGAUUAUUUCAAGAAGCUUGUUGUGUAUGGUCGUGGAGACAUCCAGAAGUGGGCGGGGUUCUCCAUGGACAGAUGUGUCCAACAUGGCAAAGAGCUGGAGGUCCACUGUGAUGACCAUCAGGAACUUUGCUGCAGUGUAUGCGUGGCCCUUAACCACAGGCUGUGUAGCAGCAUCAUUCACCUGCCUGACCUGGCCAGAGGCUUCCUGAAGACAACAGAGUUCAAGCAGCUGCCAGCAGCUGUGGACAAGAUGAGGAGCAGGCUUGAUGAGCUCAAGAAUGACUGUAUGAAAGAUCAAGCCUCACUGAAAGACUCUUACAAGAACAUCAUUGCUGAAAUCAAGGCUCUUCGCAAAGAAAUAAACCAGAUCUUAGACGAGCUGGAGAAGAAGACAGUUAAACAGUUGGACAACAUGAUGGAUGAUUUAGAGAAGUCUAUAAAAGAUGACUUAGAAACCUGUGUCCACAUGGAUGACCAACUCAAGACCAUGAUUGAGAAGCUCCAGCAGAUUACUGGCAAAAACAAGGAGACCAACUCUUACAUUGGAUUCCGAGUAUGCCAGUCUAAAUUGAGUGAAGCCAAUAGUCUUGUGCAAGAAAUACGGCAGAAAGAAGGAAUGAAGUUUAAAUCAGAUGAAAGUGUAUUACCAUUUCUGAGAAACCUGAACAGCCUUGGAACUGUUGAAAACCCUAAUAGCAUUUCAGUGUAUAAGGCUCAGAGUUCAAGUCUUUAUAAAGUUAGAAUAAAGGAGGACAAGUACAAGUGCCAUAUUGCAGGUAUCUGUGAGCUUUAUGUAGGCGGCAAAAAUGAUCUGUACCUGUAUACAACAGAUGGAAGACUCGUAAAGAAGAUAUAUGAAGACAAGUCUAAAUACAUAACAGUGUGCAGGUGUGCUGUCUCACCUGAUGGUGAGAGAAUUUAUGUAACAAAUCCAACUGCUUUUAAAUUGAUAACACUUGAUACAUCUGGUCAAGUGUUAUCCACAGUAGAAGAUCCUGACCUUAAACAGCCCACUGGACUAUGUGUCAGCCCCGGUGGCCAUGUGUUUGUGUGUGGAUGCAUUUCCAACACUGUGGUGCAGGUAGAUCCACAGGGGAGACGAAAGCUGGCCACAUUGGCCAGGGAGACUGAUGGCAUGUGUCUCCCUCAGUCAGUGUGGUUCAUUGAAAAAACCUCCACCCUCAUUGUUGGCCAAGAAGAUGAGGACAAUAUUACUGUUCUCAAGUUGUGUUGAACAAGAAAUUAAUUAGACUCUGGAAUACAACAGAAAAAAAACCUUGAAAGAAGAUGUCCAUCUUUACUUUCAUUGAUUGUUCCAUUUUCUUUUAUUUGUUGUAAAUAAAUGUUAAUGAAUAUUUUUUGCAUGUUUUUUCGAGUGUUGUAAAGCACUUGAAAAUGUUAUUAUGUGUCAAUAAUAAUGUAUAUCAUAUAAAUGUCAAGCAAUGACUGUUCUGUGAGCUUAAUAUUUAUAAACUUGAAAUAAUUGUCAAAUUUCGAACAUCAAAGAUAGGUUUUCACAAAGUUUUUUAUCGAGGUCCUUACGAAUUUUAUUGUACAGAUAACGAAUUUCAUUGUAUAGGUAGCAUAUUUUAUUGUAUAGAUAACAUGUUUUACUGUAUAUAAAGAUGAAAAGGUUAGCUAUAGUGAUCAAUCUAUGUCUGGUGUCCAGCGUCGGCGUCCUGCUUCAACACUUGCUUAUAAACAUCAUCUCCUCCUAAACUGCCUGGACAAUUUUAAUGAAACUUCACACGGAUGUUCCUUGGGUGGUGCUCUUUCAUCAAAAUUGUUCAAAGAAAUGAAUUCCAUGUAGAACUCUGGCUGCCAUGGCAUCCUAAAGGAAACACUACAAACCUCUUUUUGACAAAACAUCGUCUAGUUGACGUCUUCCAAGUUUGUUAAAAUUAUGCCACUGGGGUCCAAACUGACCCCGCCCCGGGGAUGACAAAUUUCUUACAUAUAUAUUGAAAAGAGUCUUGUCUGAAACCAUUGAUAAUUUGUGUGUAUCAUCAUAGAGUGGUCCUCUAUCAAGUUUGUUCAAAGCCUUGCGAAAGGAUUAAAACUGCCUACAAGGUUACAAGUUUCCUAUAACCACAUUUUGUUAAAAUCUGAUAUUUAUGUAAAGUUUACUCUUGAAGCAAAAUUUACUCUUGUUAUAUUGUCUCCCUUGUUGUUGGAGCUUACUUUUAGAAUAAUGGUCUAUUAUAGAAGCAGCGGGAAAUAUUAUAUAUUUUAUGAAUUCUUCAAAAUAGUCACUUCUAAGGUAAUUACUGUUCUUUUUAUAGGUUUUAAUAAUCAGAAUUUUUCAUUGAACAUAACCAUUAUGCUUGUUUCUGAAUUCUACAAUCUUAAAUUGUGCAUGGAUAGUUAAGACAAAUAUUUUUUAUACUUUAAUCAAUUCAUGAAUGGGUUUGAUAGGGCAAACUUUGCAAAAGCUAUGGGAUGGCGCACUGUCCGUCGUCUGUGUGUCUGUCAGAAAUGAAUUGCUUGUGAACAUCAUUAGAAUUUGUUAUUUUUAAGCAGCAUAACUGAACAAGAAAAUCCUUUUCAACUAUUGAUAAUAUUUUUUUUAGAAAUUGUGUUUAAUAAUUGUUUCCCAUUUGUUUAUACCUAUUAAAGUUUGAUUUUAUUUCCUGAGUAUAUUAGGGGUUUUUUCCUGUGUAUAUCAGGGUUUUUGUAAAUAUUUGAAGUGUUUCAAGAACUAUUUUAUUUUUAUUUUUUUGAAAAUUAUUAUGUUUAAAGUAUAUAUUUUUAAGAUUUAUGUAUCUUAACAAGUUCUGAUUUAAACAAUAAUCAGUUCGGUUCUCAAGUAUUUUUGUUGCCUUUUGGUUCCAUUAAAGGCCUAGUUUAAGGGAUGUUUGGCAUGACGAGGUACGGAUCAUAUCCCGCCCGGAUGAUUGCCCCCCCAGACAUUAGCCCCUAGGACCAUAGCCCUCCUGGAAGAUAGCCCCCCCGUCUUAGUGAAAAAACGGACGAUAUCCCCCCAAAUAUUAAAAUGCAUAUUAUAACCAGUUUAUUUAAGCAAAUUUGCAAAACAAUGAUUUUUAUUGCAUUGCGUGAUAGUUAUAUAUCAGUAUUUAUAUAAAAGUUAAUCAACUACUGUUUUAUUUGUUAUUUCUUAGUUUCCUAAAUUUGUAUGAUAUUCUCAAACCUCAAUGACUCGAAAUUGUGAGGACUAUUUUUACAAGUCCAAAUUUAACUUGUAACACUAAUUCCCACAACAUUGGCCACCCUUCAUUGUACCGUACCUUCAACACUACAAUUCUGUUUGAUGGUAAUAAGGACAUUUGCAAACAGUGUGGACCAGAUCAGGUGGCUCAUACAUGAUCUGUCUUAUCAGGGUAUUAUUGCUUAUUGUUCGCUGAACACUUGAUUCACUUGAUUCACAAGUCUGUAUAGAAAACCAGAAAAGGACCACUAAAUGGCAUUUUUUUAUGUUUUAUGAGUUUUAUGAAUAUGCAAAUUUAAAAGAGUGUAUAUAUGUAAAGUCAUUUAUAUAUAUGCAGGGGGGCUAUUGUCUGGGAGGGCUAUCAUCCGGGGAGGAUAUGGUCCUAGGGGCUAAUGUCUGGGGGGGCAAUCAUCCGGGGGGGAUAUCAUCCUACACUUGGCAUGACAGUCCCCUGCUGUGUAUUUCCUGCUAAUUGCACUGAUGUCACAGGAGGGGCCAAUUUCCUGUGUAUUUGACCAUUUAGGGUCCAUUUCUUUAAUAAAACUUCCAAAACUGCACAGCAGGAUACUGAGAUCAGAGAUCUGAUAAGACAAUUAGGCAAUUAGAUUAACAAUCAAUACACAGAGGUUGUUUACUAUACAUGGUUUGGGGGGGGGGGUCACUUAUAGAAGGAUUAAACUAGGCCUUUAAGGGCCUUCCACAAUGCAACAGUGGUUUGAUUAACCAAAACAAAAAAUCUUUUCUUUUUUUUUUUGAGGUUCAAUAUUUAGCAAGGGUAUUUCAUAUAUCUGUUUCAACAAGUGUUCAUAUUAAUUUGGAGUUUAGCAAAUCUUACGAAAAAAGUUUUAAUCAGAUUUCCAAUAAAAAGGCAUUUACAUUUUGCCAGAAUUGUUUUAAUACAAAAUGUAGAUGUUUUGGGAUCAAAAUUGUAAGUACUACCUAAUCAAUUAUGUCUUGAGGCUUUGUAGUGAUUGUAGCAAUUUUAAGGAAUAAAUUUCGGUUACCAGGAAAUGAAUUUAAUCCACUUUUUUCAUUAUUUUAUUGAAUAUCUUUAUUUUUUUAAAAUGUAUCAUCAAAAUCCAUAAGACAUUGUUGAUUUAAGUUAGUCUGGAAUAUUUUGUCACAUUUAAAAAAGUUAUAAUGUCAACAGACUUUUCCGAAACUAUGUGAAUGCUUUUUUAUUCAAAAUCUCAUAACAUUUGGUUAACGCGAAAAUCCAUGGAAACCAAUUAUAUAAGACGGCUGACAAAAAAGAAGAACGCAAUUUUUUAUAUUUAAGUUAAAAAGAUGUUUUAUGCAUUUUUCGUAAACCGUUAGAAACAUUAAUUUUUGAACGGAAAUAUGAAAAUCUAUGAUCUGAUUUUUUGUCAGCAAUCUUGUAUCAUUGGUUUGCAGAUAUUCACCCAGAAAAAACACACUCCAAGACAAAAUCAAAAAAAGUUGUCAAAAUGGUAUAUCUGUGAGAGUGCAGCUUUAUCACCCCAAAAGUGAUAGUGAGUCGAAUUUCCAAGUUAAUUUAAUUGCCUUUUAUUUUACAAGUACAAAACAUAUUAAAACAUUUUUGUUUAAUAGAAGAAGCUAUUUGUUUUUAAAAAAUAAACACUUUAAACACUUGCCUGCAUUAUUUAUUUUAAGUCAACAUCCAAUAGCAGUAACAAACAAUUUUGGUAAAAAAUCACUGCGAAAAUUAGUCUUGAAAUUCUGUACAUACCUGUGUAUUAUCAGGGUCAUGCACAAUUACAAAUGCUCUAAACAUGUAG